This is a messenger RNA of Triticum urartu, 1898 nucleotides long. Its product is annotated as 2-oxoacid dehydrogenases acyltransferase family protein. NCBI's taxonomy places the organism in Eukaryota, Viridiplantae, Streptophyta, Magnoliopsida, Poales, Poaceae. Gene Ontology annotation, biological process: pyruvate decarboxylation to acetyl-CoA. The record is from RefSeq and is a predicted model, not a curated record. Gene Ontology annotation, molecular function: dihydrolipoyllysine-residue acetyltransferase activity. Gene Ontology annotation, cellular component: chloroplast thylakoid; chloroplast envelope; pyruvate dehydrogenase complex.
AACGGGUCCACUAGUUGGAGGAAAACCCAAAGCAGGCAGGGCAGGCAGCGACCAGCCCAAGCCUCCAGCAUCGUCCUCCUCGGCUAAUCCGCCCCGCCUCCGAUACUCCCAAGGCGGCAGCAGCAGCGGCAGCAACAACAACAGCAAGGGAGCCAAGGCCAACUAUCUCAAAGCCUCACUACCCUCUUUCCCUCCUCCUGCCCCUCCCGUCCCCGCAAUGGCCGGUCUCCUCCACCUCCACUCCACGCUGCUGCCCUCGGCGUCCCUGCUCCGCCAACGCGGCGGCGCGCAGGCCGUGCCGCGGCGCCGGCGCGCGUGCCGGGUGGAGGCCAAGAUCCGGGAGAUCUUCAUGCCGGCCCUCAGUUCCACCAUGACGGAGGGCAAGAUCGUCGCCUGGAACGCCGCCGAGGGGGACCGCCUCGCCAAGGGCGACCCUGUUGUUGUCGUGGAGUCUGAUAAGGCCGACAUGGACGUCGAGACCUUCCACGACGGGUUCCUCGCCGCCGUACUCGUCCCCGCGGGAGAGUCCGCGCCCGUCGGCUCCGCCAUCGCGCUCCUCGCCGAGUCCGAGGAGGAGAUCCCGCUCGCCCGGUCCCAGGCUGCCAACUUCUCCUCCUCCGCCGCCGCCUCGCCGCCGGCCCCCCAGGAAACCGUCGCCCAAGAAACGUCCCCUGCUCCGCCUCCUCCGGCGCCCGUAGCAGUCUCUGCGCCAGCACUGCCCUCACCGGCCACACAGGGCGGGGCGCGCGUGGUUGCCUCGCCUUAUGCCAAGAAGCUCGCAAAGGAGCUCAGCGUUGAUCUAUUCGCAGUCAGUGGCUCUGGCCCAGGGGGGAGAGUUGUGGCAAAGGACGUAGAGGCUGCGGCAGCUGCCCCCAAGAAAGCUGCGCCAGAGCCAGCUGCUCGACCAGAUGUUCCAUUGGGAUCCACGGCGCCAUUCACCACAAUGCAGGGCGCUGUGAGCAAGAACAUGGUGGAGAGCCUUGCUGUGCCGGCGUUCAGGGUAGGGUACACCAUCACAACCGAUGCUCUCGAUGUGCUCUACAAGAAAAUUAAGGCAAAGGGUGUGACAAUGACAGCGCUGCUGGCGAAGGCUACAGCGAUGGCGCUGGUGCAGCAUCCUGUGGUGAACUCCAGCUGCAGAGAUGGGCAGAGCUUUACUUACAACAGUAGCAUCAACAUUGCUGUCGCGGUGGCCAUCGAUGGUGGAUUGAUAACCCCCGUGCUCCAGGAUGCUGAUAAGCUUGAUAUUUAUUCACUGUCAAGGAAAUGGAAGGAGCUGGUUGAUAAGGCUCGUGCAAAGCAGCUGCAGCCCCAGGAGUACAACUCUGGUACCUUUACUCUUUCAAACCUCGGUAUGUUUGGAGUUGAUAGAUUCGAUGCGAUCUUGCCACCUGGAACUGGAGCAAUCAUGGCUGUUGGCUCAUCACAACCGACAGUUGUUGGUACAAAAGAUGGUAGAAUUGGGAUCAAGAGCCAAAUGCAGGUCAAUGUUACUGCUGAUCAUCGGGUUAUUUAUGGAUCUGAUCUUGCCGCUUUUCUGCAAACUCUGUCCAAGAUAAUUGAGGAUCCCAAGGACCUUACAUUCUAGACGCACCAAGUGAUUCUUUUUCCCUGAUGCGAUCACAUAGGAUGCUUGUCAGUAGAUGUGUAGCAUGUUGGUGGUGUGAAUUAGUUACUUAAGUUGCCAGAUUUGUUGGUAUCAGGUAACCUUGUUACCUUCUCCCCAUUGGUUUGUUUAUCAAUAAUCCUUUUACCUUCUAUUCAGAUAGGUGUCAGGCAUGAGUAUUUACCUGAGUGUUUAUUAAUUGUUGAUUACGUUGAGCUCGAUGUGCAAGUACAAUGGAUCAUGUCACUGCCACCUUUGAAUACAAAGAAAUGAAAUGAACUUUUAUCAUCAA